This is a messenger RNA of Manis pentadactyla (Chinese pangolin), 984 nucleotides long. Its product is annotated as putative olfactory receptor 8G3. The record is from RefSeq and is a predicted model, not a curated record. Gene Ontology annotation, biological process: sensory perception of smell; G protein-coupled receptor signaling pathway. NCBI's taxonomy places the organism in Eukaryota, Metazoa, Chordata, Mammalia, Pholidota, Manidae. Gene Ontology annotation, cellular component: membrane. Gene Ontology annotation, molecular function: G protein-coupled receptor activity; odorant binding; olfactory receptor activity. The coding region runs from base 49 to 984 and encodes 311 amino acids. The transcript has a single exon.
ACAUGCGCUCACUGACUCUUCUUUAAACUUAGGACCUGCUGGAGGAUAAUGGAUCCUGGAAAUCACUCCCUGGUGACCGAGUUCAUCCUCGCUGGGCUAACGCAGCAGCCAGAGUUCCAGCUGCCCCUCUUCCUCCUCUUCCUAGGAAUCUACGUGGUCACGGUGGUGGGCAACCUGGGCAUGAUCACGCUGAUUGGGCUCAGUUCUCACCUGCACACCCCCAUGUACUACUUCCUCAGCAGCUUGUCCUUCAUUGACCUCUGCCAUUCCACUGUCGUUACCCCCAAAAUGCUGGUGAACUUUGUGACAGAGAAGAACACCAUCUCCUACCCUGAAUGCAUGGCUCAGCUCUAUUUCUUCAUCAUUUUUGCUAUUGCAGAGGGCCACAUGUUGGCAGCAAUGGCAUACGACCGCUAUGUUGCCAUCUGUCGCCCCUUGCUUUACAAUGCCAUCAUGUCUUACCACAUCUGCUUCUGGCUCACAGUGGGAGUUUAUAUUUUGGGCAUCAUUGGAUCCACCAUUCAUACAGGCUUUAUGAUGAGACUCUUCUUCUGCAAAACCAAUGUAAUUAACCAUUAUUUCUGUGAUCUCUUUCCACUCUUGGAGCUCUCCUGUUCCAGCAUCUACAUCAAUGAAUUACUGGUUCUAGUCCUGAGUGCAUUUAACAUCCUGACUCCUGCAUUAACUAUCUUUGCUUCAUACAUCUUCAUCCUCUCCAGCAUCCUCCACAUUCGCUCCACUGAGGGCAGGUCUAAAGCCUUCAGCACCUGCAGCUCCCAUAUCUUGGCUGUUGCUAUUUUCUAUGGGUCUGCAGCCUUCAUGUACCUGCAGCCACCAUCAGUCAGCAGCAUGGACCAAGGGAAAGUGUCCUCUGUGUUUUACACCAUCAUUGUGCCCAUGCUGAACCCGAUGAUCUACAGCCUGCGGAAUAAAGAUGUCAAAUAUGCCCUGAAGAAAAUACUGGACAGUAGAGAAUGUUCAUGA